CUGCCCUCACUGCACCACCGCCCUCAGGCACCAGCCUGGCCCACACCACUGUGACCUGAUCAAGUCUUCAGAGAGUGAGAAAGAAAGAAACUCUCUCAGGACUACUCAAAGAACUUUGAGAACAAGUUUUGCUGCAUUUGAUUCAUUUAUUGAACUAGUUAUUUGGUGAAAUGGAAUAUAGAACUUGCCUAUGGCUGCUAGGGACAGCAUUUCUUACUUGCACAGUGAACCUGUUUGUUGAGGGUACAGAGGUGGGAGCACCCCAGGGGUCGCACCCGGAGCCAGGGGUGGUGGGAUCAAACCACAGCCAGGCUGGAGGGGGCCAUGGGUCCAGCAUCUCAGGGAUACAAAUCGUGACCUUUAAGUGGCACCAUGUGGAAGCCCCCUACCUCAUCGCCUUAUGGAUACUGGUGGCUGGGGUAUCCAAGAUGGUGGUCGAGCUGAACCACAGCCUGACCAGUGUGAUCCCGGAGAGUGCCCUCCUCAUCCUCAUCGGUUGGAUCCUGGGCGGCAUCAUCUACGGGGCAGACAAGAUGCAGACCUUCACCCUGACACCCACCGUCUUCUUCUUCUACCUGCUGCCCCAAGUCAUCCUGGAUGCGGGCUACUUCAUGCCCAACAAGCUGUUCUUCAGCAACAUGGGCGCCAUCCUGGUUUACGCUGUAAUUGGCACCUGCUGGAACGCUGCCACUGUGGGUCUCGGCCUCUGGGGGUGCUGGUUGGGCGGGGCCAUGGGUGAUAUCGACAUUGGUCUCCUUCAGUUCCUGUUGUUUGGGAGUCUAAUUGCUGCUGUGGACCCCGUGGCUGUAAUUGCCGUGUUUGAGGAGGUCCAUGUCAACGAGGUCCUGUUCAUCAUGGUGUUUGGGGAGUCCCUCCUCAACGAUGGUGUCACAGUGGUGCUGUUCAAUGUGUUUGAUGCAUUCGUGUCGCUGGGAGGGGCAGAAAUCGAUGCUGUAGAGAUCAUUAAAGGCAUAAUCUCGUUCUUCGUGGUGGCAUUCGGAGGCUCCCUGGUUGGUAUUAUCUUUGCUCUGCUGAUCUCGCUCCUGACCAGAUGCACAAAGAACAUCCAGAUCAUCGAGCCAGGCUUCAUCUUCAUCCUGGGCUACCUCUCCUACCUGACAGCUGAGAUGCUUUCUCUAUCCGCUAUCCUGUCGAUCGUGUUUUGUGGCAUCUGCUGUCAGAAGUAUAUCAAUGCCAACAUGGAUGAGAGGUCGGUCACCACAGUACAAUACGUCAUGAAGGUGUUCGCCAAUGGCUCAGAGACCAUCAUCUUUGUCUUCCUCGGCAUCUCGGCCAUAGAUCCAGCUAUAUGGGUGUGGAACACAGGCUUCAUCCUCCUCACACUCCUCUUCAUCUUUGUGUUCAGGUUCAUAGGGGUCUUUCUCCUUACCUGGAUUCUGAACAAGUACCGACUGGUUCCCUUGGAGUUCAUUGAUCAGGUGGUGAUGAGCUACGGUGGCCUACGAGGGGCAGUUGCCUAUGGCCUUGUGGCCAUGCUGGAUGAGAAUAAGUUCAAAGAGAAGAAUCUGAUGGUCAGCACCACCCUCAUAGUGGUGUACUUCACUGUCAUGCUGCAGGGAAUAACCAUGAAACCACUGGUCACCUGGCUGAAAGUGAAGAGAGCAGCCGUGACAGAACUCACACUAGCUGAAAAAAUACAGAAUAGGACCUUUGACCACAUGCUUGUCGCCAUAGAGGACAUUUCUGGACAAAUAGGACAUAACUACAUGAGAGACAAGUGGCAUAACUUUGAGGAGAGGUGGUUGUGCUGGUUCUUGAUGAAGCCCUCUGCCAGGAAAUCUCGUGACUACAUAUUCAACAUCUUCCACCAGCUCAACCUCAAGGAUGCCAUGAGCUAUGUAAAGGAGGGAGAACGCAGAGGCUCAUUGGCGUUCGUUCGGAAUGAGACCAAGGCCGAUGUGGAUUUCAAUAAGAAGUUUCGUGCCAAUUUCUCUGAGAUUAUGCCUGACAUCAUGGCAGAUAAUAUGGGACCGGAUGAUGUUCCACUCUCCUCUAUCUUACAGGACAUUGUGCCCUCUGUCUGCCUGGACAUGCAUGAGCUGGACCUGAAAAUGAGGGAGUCAGAGGACUUUAAUGCACACCAUCUACUGCAGCAGCACUUGUACAGAGGCAGGAAACAGCACAGACACAGGUACAGUCGGAGCCACCUCGAAACCAACAAGGAUGAGAAUGAGGUGCAAGAGAUCUUCCAGAGAACAAUGAGGAGCCGUCUAGAGUCAUUCAAGUCAGCCAAAAUGGGUGUCGCCCCUCCCAAGAAGAUCCAAACCAAGCAUCAAAAGAAAGAUAAACCACAAAAGAUGCCAAAUGGAAACUCCACGGAUAAAAGUAAAAACCAUCCUUAUAGGGAUAAAGAUUUUGAGUUUUCUGAAGGAGACUGUGGCUCUGGUGGCGAGGCUGCUGGCGAUUUAUUCCCCAUGAGGGCCUAUAGAGUAGAAGCUGGAAUAGUGAACCCAGCCUUCAUGGCAGAGAUGGACCCCAUGGACAACAUGCAACAGAUGCAGCAGAUCCCACAUGUAGCACUUCUUCCACAAAAUUUGAACUCCUUUGACCCCUAAUCCUGGGUCCAGGUCGUGACCCCAGUUGCCAAAUAAUCAAACAUUGCACCUGCUCUUUGACAAAACAUUUACUAGGGCAUGUUUUCUUUGCUGUUCAGUUGUUUAAUCAUAGUUCUGUAUACCCAGACAAAACAUUCCAGGUCCCGUAACCCUUGUGCUCUCCAAUAAGGCUUUCAGUCUUUCACAAUUGACUGAGCUCUUCCCUCUUCUUAGUGUAUGUUUGGUUGUAGGUUAGGAUUUUUUAAAGUAAAGGGAACUGUGCUGUAUAUAACUCCAUUGUAACACAUAAAGAUCAUCAUGAGACCAACACCAAAUAAGAAUGUUGGACAUUUGACCUUGCCAUCCAAAUCCAUGGUAAAUUCUGACCCGGUUUACCAGACAAAACCAAUCCCUCAAACAAUCCAGGCUUUGACUGGCUUGCUCACAUCCCAUGUAGGCUGACAGUAAAAUAAAGUUCAGUCACACUUUAUUUGGAUAGUCCCAUAUAGAUGAUCUACAGCUGGUCGUAUUAUUUACAUUUUAGUCAUUUAGCAGACACUCUUAUCCAGAGCGAGUUACAGAGUUACAGUGCAUUCAUCUUCAAAACACUAGGAGGGACAAGCACAUAUCACAGGCAUAGCAAGUACAUUUUUCCUCAGUAAAGUAGGGUGGGUGUCAGAAGGGGGGAAGGAGAAAAGUAUCUAAGUGUCAUCCGCAUAGCAAUGAUAGGAGAGACCAUGUGAGGAUAUGAAGGAGCUCCUCCUGACCGGCUUAGCUGCCCACAGCCCUGUUCUGUAAACUUGCAAUGAGUCACUCAGCCACGGAGCAGGAGGGCCGAGCCGGCUGGGAGGAAAGGUGACAGUACAAGUCAUAAGAUGCGGAAAGGGAGGAGGGUAGGGUCGAAGAGGCAGAAUCAGGAGACAGGAGAGAGAAGGACUUAGCAGAAGGAAGAGAUGUAAGAAUAGAAGAGGAGAGAGUAGUGGGAGAGAGCGAGCAAAGACCAUGACCAUCUGGGUAGGGGCUGAAUGGCUAGGUUUGGAGAAGAGUGAGACAGAUAAGGAAACAAAGAAGUGAUGAGAUACCUGGAGGGGGGUGUGCAGUGAGAUUAGUAGGCGAACAGCCUCUAGUAAAAAUGAGGUCAAGCAUAUUGCCUGCCUUGUGAGUAAGAGGGGACUGGGAAAGGGUGAGGUCAAAAGAGGCAAGGAGGGGAAAGAAGGAGUUGGAAAGAAAGAAAUCGAAGGCAGAUGUCGGGGAGGUUGAAGUCGCCAAGUACGAAGAGCGUUGAGUCUUCACCAGGAAAACACCAUAUCAAGGUGUCAAGCUCAUUGAGGAACUCUCCAAGGGCACCUGCAAGGGAUAGAUGACAACAAUGUUAAGCUUGAGUGGACAAGUGACAGUGACAGCAUGGAAUUCAAAUGAGAACAAGUGAGUGAGGGAGAAAAUAGAACAUUUCCACUUAGGAGAAAUGAGUAGCCUGUGCCACCACCAUGAUGACCAGAUGCUCUGAGACUAUGAGAGAAAACAUAGUCAGAUGAAGAGAGAGCAGCUGGAGUAGCAGUGUUCUCUGGGGUGAUCCAUGUCUCCGUCAGGGCCGAAAAGUCAACGGACUGAAGUGUACCAUAAGCUGAAAUGAACUUGGUGUUCUUGACUGCAGAUCGGCAGUUCCAAAAGCCACCAGAGACCAGGAAUUCCACAUGGAUUGCGCAUGCAAGGUACACUAAAUUAGAAUGGUUGCAACCAAGGGGCGGGGAGAGUCUUUAAAGCCUACAGGGAGAGGAGCGAACAGGUAUAGAAAACACACAGAGUUGCCAAAGCCACAAAAGAGCAAAAUGAGAUCAUCAGAAAAUAACUAGGAAAGAUACUGAAGUGAGAGUGUGGUGUGGGAGCCUUCCUAUCUUUCCUUCCUCUAAUAACUCUGCAGAACAACUAGGCAGAACAGUCUUAGUUUUGAGACGAGACCACCACUGACACGACCACAGUUUACAGCUGCCACUGAGAAAACAGAGGAGACUGAGGAGAUUUAACAAACUAUACUGUAUGUUGAUAAGUAACUGCUUGCUAAGGUUACAGUUAGGGUUAGGUUUGGAAUAAUCGUUAGGGUAAGGGUUAAGGUAAGGAUUUGGGUUAGGAUAAGGUUAGAGCUAGGGUUAAUGGAUAGUUGAAAUGUUGUUGAUAGUUAUUGAAUAUCUACUUGGGACUAUCCAAAUAAAGUGUUCCCGAAAGUGUAAUGACACACCAUAUUUAAGUCCAUUGAAUGAAACCAAAGCAAGCAAGUUUAUGCAUGGAUUCAGACUGUCAUUUUUGUGACCACCUCAUGUCCUCACCCUUUAAUGUGAUCAAAUUAUGUAGAUUUAGUUGAUUAUAAAGAAUAUAAAGCAUUUCAUAUGACAGUAAUUUAUUGAGAGGAUGACAUAAUCUAAUGCAAUUUUAACAAUUGAAAUGCUGUCUUAAUCACUUUGUGUUUUUUUCCAUUUGUUUGAGAGAUUUGUAGCCGUUUUUGGGGUCAAGAUGUGGUUGGUGUUGAGAGAUUGAAUUUUACAGAUGUAAAUGUCACUUAUAUAGUAAAGAAAUAACCUAUUUAUUCACCAAUAAAGUUUAUUGGCUACCUG
This is a messenger RNA of Salmo salar (Atlantic salmon), 5164 nucleotides long. RefSeq names its product sodium/hydrogen exchanger 3. Gene Ontology annotation, molecular function: sodium:proton antiporter activity; potassium:proton antiporter activity. Gene Ontology annotation, biological process: potassium ion transmembrane transport; proton transmembrane transport; regulation of intracellular pH. Lineage: Eukaryota; Metazoa; Chordata; Actinopteri; Salmoniformes; Salmonidae. Gene Ontology annotation, cellular component: apical plasma membrane; brush border membrane; plasma membrane. The record is from RefSeq and is a predicted model, not a curated record.